This is a messenger RNA of Rotaria socialis, 504 nucleotides long. NCBI's taxonomy places the organism in Eukaryota, Metazoa, Rotifera, Eurotatoria, Philodinida, Philodinidae. The record is from the annotation of a GenBank genome assembly.
AUGGAUAAGCCACAAUCGAAAUGUUUUCAAGAUUUUAUUGUUUGUCUUGAUGAAUUAAAGACCCCACCAACUUCCUUAGAUAACGAAGUAACUAUUGGACGAGUGUUGCAAUACUUGACUAAUGUAUUAAAGGUACAAAAUCGUCGAAAGAUCUAUGGUUUUCUAGCUAAUUUCACACAUAUAACAUUUUAUUGUACUGAAAAGAAACCAUAUUCGACUUCAUAUAAUUAUUAUAAAAGUCAAAAUUUUAAACUGUUUGAUUCUUUUUCUGAACUAUCAUCAUCUGUUGGUACGAAAAGAAAUUUGAAUAAAGAAACAUGGAAAAUAUUUACAACAUAUUUAACAAUGAAUCCGAACUUUUACCAAUAUACAACGUUAAAUAUAAAUCCUCUUGAUGAUUUACGUGGUGAUAGAUAUUCAAUUUCUAAGGAAAAAAGAUUGAGUUUUGCGUUACUUAAAGUAAAACCCGUUUUUCUUUUACGAUCGGUAGAACUUUUUUCUUAA